GAUACUUUGCAAAACACAGGGUAAACCCACCACGACAGUGAGCUUUAACGUUAUUAUACCCAGCUACAUCAGCGUUGAUCUAAUUCCCAGGCCGGCUCAAGUCUAUUAUUGUGUUGCAACGCGCUCAAACGUCUUAACAAUAUAAAUUGGUUGCCACGUCCAUCUAUUUGAUUACCGAUUAGUUUAAACAACAACAUCAUCAACAUUGGAAAAACUGGUUGAAUUCAUCUCCAUAACUCUUAACUGUUUUAUUUAUUGAAAGAAAAAAGAAGCAAAAUGUCGUAUAAUAGCGAUAGCCAAGCAGCUGAAAACAUACAUAAAAUAAAUAAUGCUUUGAAAGCAUUGCAUGAAAAGGAAAGUAUACAUGGGAAAGAUUUUUCUGUUUAUACAACAGAAGAAGGGGAAACUUUAUCGACCAAGGAAAGAAUCUGUACUAGUGUUGAUGCACCAGCAACAUUUAAACCAACUGAUGAACAAUUGUUUUUACCAAAUGGUUUACCGAAUUGUGAAUUUUUGAAAAAUCAUUUUAUACAUGAAGGAAGAUUACAUGAAGAACAAGCGAUUAGAAUAUUGAGAGAUGCCACUGACUUAUUAGCAAGUGAACCAAACUUAUUAGAUGUUCCUGCUCCAGUUACUGUUUGCGGAGAUGUCCAUGGUCAAUAUUAUGAUUUAAUGAAACUUUUUGAAGUUGGUGGAAGUCCUGCAAAUACUUCUUAUUUAUUUUUAGGAGAUUAUGUCGAUAGAGGUUCUUUUUCAAUUGAAUGUCUACUUUAUUUAUAUUCUUUAAAAUUGAAUUAUCCUGAUACUCUUUGGAUGUUAAGAGGUAAUCACGAAUGUGCUCAUUUAACUGAUUAUUUCACUUUUAAAUCUGAAUGCUUACAUAAAUAUUCCUCCACUUUAUAUGAAGAAUCUUUAAGAUCAUUCAAUGCCUUACCCUUGGCUGCAAUUAUGAAUAAACAAUUUUUCUGUGUUCAUGGUGGUCUUUCUCCGGAUUUAAGAACUUUAGAUGAUUUAAUCAGAAUGGAUAGAUUUAGAGAACCUCCAACUAAAGGUUUAAUGUGUGAUUUAUUAUGGGCUGAUCCAAUUGAAGAAUAUGAUGAGGAUAAUAUGGAUCAAACAUUCGUUAAGAAUUCUGUAAGGGGUUGUUCUUAUGCUUUUACAUAUAAAGCUUCUUGUCAAUUUUUAGAAAGAACUGGAUUACUUUCAAUCAUAAGAGCUCAUGAAGCUCAAGAUGCUGGUUAUAGAAUGUAUAAACGAACUAAAACUAUGGGGUUCCCAUCUUUAUUAACUAUGUUCAGUGCUCCAAAUUAUUUGGACAAUUAUAAUAAUAAAGCAGCAGUUUUAAAAUAUGAAAAUAACGUCAUGAAUAUCAGACAAUUCAAUGCAUCUCCACAUCCUUAUUGGUUACCCCAUUUUAUGGAUGUUUUCACUUGGUCAUUACCUUUUGUUGGUGAAAAGAUUACGGAUAUGUUGGUUUCAAUUCUUAACAUUUGUACUGAAGAAGAAUUGGAUGAAGAUACUCCAUUUAAUAAUGAAGAUAUUAAUAUUUCAAGUAUUAGUAAUUCUCCAACCUCAAAUCCACCAUCUGUUCCAAUUGAUCAAACUCUUGAAGAUAAAAGAAUUGCCUUGCGUAAUAAAAUUAUUGCAAUUGGUAGAGUCUCUAGAAUGUAUCAAGUUUUAAGACUGGAAUCUGAAGAGGUUGCUCAUUUGAAACAAAUGAACAGUGGUAUCUUACCAAAAGGUUCAUUACUUAAUGGUAGUGAAGGUUUAAGAAAAACUAUCUCUUCUUUCGAAGAAGCUAGAAAAGCUGAUUUGGAAAAUGAAGCUAUUCCUCCUCCUCCUGAAGAAUUAAGAAGAAGAGAAGCUCAAAGAAAUUCUAAAAUUAGAAAAGAUAUUGAAAAUAGUGAAAAUAAUAGUCCUGUUUUCCAAAGAUUAAUAAGAAGAUUGUCUCAAAGUUGA
This is a messenger RNA of Hyphopichia burtonii NRRL Y-1933, 1959 nucleotides long. It is a transcript of the gene CMP1, whose product is annotated as calcineurin catalytic subunit A. Lineage: Eukaryota; Fungi; Ascomycota; Pichiomycetes; Serinales; Debaryomycetaceae. Gene Ontology annotation, biological process: fungal-type cell wall organization; calcineurin-mediated signaling. The transcript has a single exon. Gene Ontology annotation, cellular component: calcineurin complex; cytoplasm. The record is from RefSeq and is a predicted model, not a curated record. Bases 277 to 1959 code for a protein of 560 amino acids. Gene Ontology annotation, molecular function: calmodulin binding; calmodulin-dependent protein phosphatase activity.